AUGAAUACUCAAUUCUAUCUUCUAGUUUUCUUAUUUGGUACCGGAUUUUGUCAAGGUGCAAAAUUCUCGAGUCAGUGUUUGAGCAAUGCGGACUGUCCAGAAAAUGCUGAAUGUGUGAUCCGGGGUUGUGAAGGCAGUAUAUGUCUGUGUAAAUUGAAGUACAUUCCUACAGACGACUACUCCAAGUGUAUUAGAGUGGCCGAACUGGAUGAAACAUGUGACGAUACAAGUCGGUGUCGCGGUAUACGAAGCCGCUGUGCCGACAAUGGCGUCUGCCAGUGUCAGAGCGGGUACACCGUCACACAGAGAAACACUUCCGAUCCUCUCCGAGACCAGAAACUCUGUAAGAAGGCCCUGACGGACUGGUCUUACGCAUUGCUAGGAGAGACAUGCAGUCCGCCCACGAUUGUGUGUGAGGAGAUAGAAACACAAUGUGUCAACGGCAUGUGCAUGUGUAAAGAAAACUUCCGUGAAGCCAAACCAGAGGAACAAAAUGCUUAUCCUUUUAAUUUCUUUCAGUGUGUCAAGAAAAACUUCAAAUUGAAUGUUUCCGUGGCGCCGAGCGAAUGCAGUUUAUAUCCAACUCCGGCCCAUCCUGCCACGAAUACAGAGGUCUUGUCAACGACGACCACACCGCCAUUAUCAACCAUCAACGGCUUAACUUCCGGCUUGUUGUUAGCAUCACAAACGGCAACGGCGUCCAUUUUAACUCCCUCUACACCAGCUUUUAAGCAAACUAUGUCAUCAGAGUCAUUUGUAAGUUUGACAAACAUGUCAUCCUCAUUAUCGGCUCCAUUCAAUACGGAAGCUACCUUAUCGAGCGUUAUGCCGACGACGUCGAGGUUAACCUCGCCAACGACAGGUGAAUUUCACACUGAUGUUACGGCAUCAACCACAGGUGGAAUUGAUUUGUUUGUAAGUACGCAAAGGAUAGAUACAUCACGCACACUGGACAUUUCACCAAGUUCAGAGAUUUCUUUAUCAGAAACAAUGUUGUUUACACCAAGUUUAAACAGUAAACAAACACUGUCCUCACCGGCACUAACCGCAACGCCGAUCAGAGUCACUGCUGACCAUAUUUCCACCCGAACAGUUACAGCUAAAACGUCAACUGUAAUUACAUCCAAUCAGUUACAAAUUGAAUCCUCCCGCAUGUCUGUCCCUACACCGGACUCUUCAUCAAGGGCGACAACUCAUCCUUUGGAUUCUACGUUACUAGUGACAUCUAUAAAAAAUACGUCUCCAAAGUCAUCUGAAAUCGUUCACGUAACGACCGAAUAUCAGUUCAGUACGGUUGUCAAAAGUACUCAUAGUAACACUGCGGCAAAUGUUGCUUCAAUCACGCCUACAAGUGUAAUAAUGACUCAAUCGAACCGUUUACCUAUUGCUUCGUCUACAAGUGUGUACUCAACAUCCUCGUCUAAUUUUGCUCUGUCCUCCAAAUCACCUUCUACCCCGGGAACAUCCGUUAUUUCUACAACACCAAUAGUUGGCUUGAUUGGCCAGGUUUGUCUCAGAGGUCACGUUUGUCCCUCGAAUUCCAAGUGUGAAAUUGACCUUUGCGGAGACAAUAGAUGUCGCUGUUCACUGGGCUAUAUCGUUGACAAUGGCGGAACAGAGUGCAUACCACUUUCAUCUCUCGGAUCUGCGUGCAAGUCCGACGUGCAAUGCAUUGGACCAAACACGAGAUGUCACAAUCACGCGUGCACAUGUCAGUCAGAUUAUAUUUUGAAUAAUGACAAAACACGCUGUAAACGAGACACUACGUGGUUUGUAGCCUUCCCAUUGCUGCAUGGGAAAUGUAGGCACUUCUUUGCGGAUUGUUACAAUGAUUUUGAACAAGAGUGCUCCGCCGGAAGAUGCAAAUGUAAACAAGGUUUAAGGGAAGCUUCUACAGGCGACAUUUACACUAAGCACAAAAGCUACUCUCAGUGUCGGAACGCGACACUUCCAACAGACUUCAGACCCCAAGCCGACUGUGAAGGGGAUUUGAUAGAAACGGAACUGGAUCCUGCAACGAAGGAGGCACAGCACAAAAUCAAAGUGAUGAAGGGAGCAAUAAUUGGAGGGAUCUGUGGGUUCGUCUUCCUUCUGGGGUCGGCUGUAGCGACCAUACUGCUAGUACGACACAAACGAAGGACAAGAAUUCGCCAUAUAAGGACAGACACAACAUCUCUGAAUUCCUUCGAUCGAAGGUCAAGCGGAAAGUAUUCAUUCCGACUUCCUCGGCCUUUUUCAUUUGAUCUUGGUAAAGACAAGGAAUGGGAGGCAGAACAUCUCUCGGUCCAUAAUUCGGAGUUUGAACCAGCAACAGACUGUGACACGGUUCUCACUUUAAAGGACUCUGAUACUCCACCUAUGAAUGGAACAUUUUCAAAUCCAGUUGAGGUUUCAGACAGUCCUCAUACACCGGACACAAGAUGA
Molecule: messenger RNA, 2424 nt
Organism: Ylistrum balloti
Lineage: Eukaryota; Metazoa; Mollusca; Bivalvia; Pectinida; Pectinidae
Exons: 10
Coding region: 1-2424 (807 amino acids)
Source: RefSeq, a predicted model, not a curated record